GCGCCGCGCGCCACACCACCUGGCCUCCAUGUCCGAGCCGCAUCCGAGCGUGAGGUGAGGGGUCUGGUCGCCAAGCCAGCUGGGGAGCGGCGCCCUGACUUGGCAAGGCGGAGCUGGUGAGGUGACGGCCCGGUGCAGAGGGCCCACGGGUCCGAGGCGGUGCCGGUGUGCCGGGGUUGCUCUGUCGUCUCCCCCCCGUGUGCAGAGCUGAGGUCCGGAACUGGGCAGGGAGGCCUUUCGAUGCACGUUUUACAGAUAAGAAGCAGACUCAGAUUCGCGUGCUCAACACGGGGUCGCCCGGCUCGUUCGGGUUAGGCCGGUUGGAGCCCCGAGUGUGAACUUUGACCUCGUUGCUGUGCAGAGACUGGUGCAGCGCCUUUCGCCCGGUAAUCGCCUAGUAGAAUCUUAUGGAGGCCAUCGGGAUUCUCAAGACUUUUCAAAGUAGAACGCCUUAACCCAACUGAGUUCAAUGUGGAUCCCACUAGCAUGGACAAGGCUUACACAGAAGCUUAGAAAAGCACCUGGUAUUUUCUUAUUAGGUCAAAGAGAAAGAUACUCAACCAUGUCAGAAGUGGAAGCAAAUAAGAGCAGCUCUGAACUGUUUUCACCACCCUCUGAUGUUCGAGGAAUGACAGAACUUGAUAGGACAGCUUUUAAAAAGACAGUCACCAUCCCAGUGCUUAAAGUGAGGAAAGAAAUAGCCAACAAAUUGUUGCGAUCCCUUAAAAGGGCAGCACUACAACGACCAGGCAUAAAACGUGUAAUUGAAGAUCCAGAAGAUGAAGAAUGUAGAUUAAUUAUGUUGGAUCCCUAUAAAAUACUUACUUAUAAUUCCUUUGAAAAAGCAGAACUCAGUAUUUUAAGUCAACUUAAUGUCAGUCCACAGAUAUCUAAAUAUAAUUUGGAGCUAACUUAUGAAAACUUUAGGUCAGAAGAGAUCUUGGGAGCUGUGCUUCCUGAAGGUCAAGAUGUGAUUUCAGGGUUUAGCAGAGUAGGACAUAUUGUACACCUGAACCUUCGAGAUCAUCAGCUACCGUUCAAGCAUUUAAUUGGCCAAGUUAUGAUUGACAAAAAUCCAGGAAUCACUUCAGCAGUAAAUAAAGUCAAUAAUAUUGACAAUACAUACCGAAAUUUUGAAAUGGAAGUGCUAUCUGGAGAAAAGAACAUGAUGACCAAGGUUCGAGAAAACAACUACACUUAUGAAUUUGAUUUUUCAAAAGUAUAUUGGAAUCCUCGCCUCUCUACAGAACAUAGCCGUAUCACAGACCUUCUCCAACCUGGGGAUGUUCUGUUUGAUGUUUUUGCUGGGGUUGGGCCCUUUACCAUUCCAGCAGCAAAGAAAAACUGCACUGUGUUUGCCAAUGAUCUCAAUCCUGAAUCCCACAAAUGGCUGUUGCACAAUUGUAAAUUAAAUAAAGUGGGACAAAAGGUGAAAGUCUUCAACUUGGAUGGAAAAGAUUUCCUCCAAGGACCAGUCAAGGAAGAGUUACAGCAGCAGCUGGAACUGUCAGAAGAAAGAAAACCCUCUGUCCACAUUGUCAUGAAUCUGCCAGCAAAGGCUAUAGAGUUUCUCAGUGCUUUCAGAUCACUUUUAGAUGGGCAGCCAUGCAGCAGUGAACGCCUUCCCAGAGUGCACUGUUACAGUUUCUCCAAAGAUGCUAAUCCUGUUGAGGAUGUUCGGCAACGCGCUGGAGCUGCGUUAGGCAUUUCCCUGGAGGCGUCCAAUUCAGUUCACCUAGUAAGAAACGUGGCCCCUAACAAAGUAAUGCUAUGCAUCACCUUUCAGAUCCCAGCUGCUGUACUCUAUAAGAACCAGACCAUCAAUCUAGAGAAUGACGAAGAGCCACCUGUUAAACGGCAGAGGACAGAUAAUGGCUUUUUAGAAGAAAAAACAGAAACUGCUCCAGGCACUUAACUGGAAAUGUUUUCUCCAUCUUACCACUGUACUGUUAUGUAGUGAAAUAUAAUGUGUGUAUUUCAUAAAAAUUUAAUACUGAACUCUUAGUAUUUUUCCCUGCUAUCUUACCAUUAGCAAAUUAAAGUUUGGCUGAAGACUGUUUUUAUCUAAAUCAUGUAUAACUAUACAUGUAACUAAUAUGUGUAACCAUAUUAGUUAGUUUUCCCAUUGCUGAGACAAAUUAAGGCACCCUCGACUUAAAGAAAGGCUAAUUUAGCUCAUGUCUUCAGGAGGUUCAGUACAUAGUUGGCAGGCUCCAAGGCAGAAACAUGAAGCACACAGGCAUGAGAGCAAAUCUGUUUAGUCGUAGUGGCCAGGAAACAGCAGGGAAACACUGCCUGAGAGAAAUGGGCUGGGGACCAUAAGAAGUGCCCAAGGCCAGGCCUCCAUACACCCAAACAUACCCAGGAACAUGCUUUACUAAUAAGGCAUUCUUAAUCCAAGGAAGUUGAUGAAUCGGGAUUAAUGGUCACAAUAAUUAUUUCAUAAUCUAAACUAUAGGUUUUAUUAGAUACAUAUGUUUAAUGGUGCAUGCAUGUAAUCCCAGUGAUUUGUGAAGUUCAGGGAGGAGGACUGUGAGUUUGAGGCCUAGGCAGGGAACAUGACAAGAUUCUGUCUCAAAAAAACCGAAAAGGAUAAAUAUGGUUAAAUAUUGUUGGUCUCUUGAAAGAAUAGUUGAAGGUAGGGUAAUUGUGUGCUGUUACCAUAGCAAACCACUAACACUAUUUUAUGUGAUCAUUUAUUAAAGAGUGUAGUAAUUUCUUAUAACUACUCCUAUACUACCAAUUACUAUGUGAAGGUAAUAAAAAAUGAAUUACUUAGAUCAUAGAGAGGUGGACUACAUCCUGCAGGCUAACUCUGGCCCACCAUCUGUUUGUAUGGCCUGAGAUCUGAGAACAUUCUUGCAUGUUAAAAUGGUUGGAAAAAUAUCAAAAUAUUUUGACACAUGUGAAAACUGACAUGUGUCAGAGCGUUAAAAAGAAAGUAAAGAGGUAGGGUAUAAAAGGAAGAAGAAAAGGGAAGGGAAGAAGCAAAGGGAAGGAAGGAAAAAGUAUCCAGGAAAAUAAACUGAAGAGUAUUAGACUUUUCCAAGAACAGUUACUCAGAGUUAAGGACAGUCGAAGCAGUAUCAGUAGUCAAUUAAAAAGGCAAAUCUGAGUAGCUUUUGCCUCUUAAUGGGUCAACAGAUGUUACUAAUACUGCUUAGUUUUAUUUGAGGUGUUACUGCCAUGCUUAAGUGACAACUGAACUAGCUUCUAUGAAUAUUUUCAAAGAGUUGGUAAAAUACGAGUUCUGUGCAGCGUAAAGUGGAAUCUCCUAAAAUUAUAACUGACAAUGGUUAAAAAAACAGAAAAAGUCUUAAUUGAACAAAUUUAUUAAGUGAAAAUGUCAAGGGUUAAAAGCCUAUAGCUUAUCCACUACAUUAUUCAUCAGCAAGUCCAAUGUGGAAAAUUCUGAACCAGUAGUAUCAGGGGUAAACUUUAUUUGCUUUCACAGCGAACCACUUCUAAUUCUUUUGAGUUUUAUCAGUAAUUAAAAGUGGAUAUUCUAAUCUGCCCUACCUCAGUUUUAUUUGCUUAUUAACAUUUUGGCAUUUUUUGAGUUUAAAAGACAAGAUUUAAAUUUUUCUUAAGAACCACCCAAACACAAUUUUGGAACAGUGACUGACUGGAAAUUAGAUUUUGUUGAAGACCUGGUAAUAUUUCUUAAAGAAUACAAGCUAAGAUUGAAACAACUUUAAUGUGAAAUAUACUGUAGUAAAACUGACAUUUGGAUUCCAGUAUCUUACUCUAUACAUCUUUCUUGCUAUUCAAAAAUUAAAUGUUUCCAUCCUCCCAAAUUAAUGGGUAUAUUAUUAAGGGCAGCAUUGUGAGAGUCCUUGGUGCAAGACGAAAAAAAUCUUCCCCAUUUCAAAAUCUAACUGCAGUUGAGUUUCUAGCUAAUCUUCAACUGGAAGUGAGUAAUGACACUUAAAAGGCAGAUAUCAAGGCAAGACUUUGUUUUACAGACUCCUUCCAAAUGAUGAACACGUCGUGUAUACUCACAGGUCAAUGAUGGCGAACAUUUUAGGGCCUUCAGUGAUACAAAUAGCACUGUGCAGCACAUGUCCAUAGGUUCACCAUCACUGUCUUAAAUUGAAAAACAUCUAACAGUACAUGUUAAUGUACUGUGAAGGUAAUAAAGACAUUUUUCUAAAAUGUAAAAUCUCAUUGACAAAUAACCAUUAACAGGUGAUUCUUUGCAGGUGACCUUGGUGAUAGGUCACAACUACAUCUCCAAUUAAAGGCAAUGUGAUUCCUCUCCAAAAAGGAAUUACAAAAAAACUGUAUUUCAUUAUAUUUUGAAUUUUUUAAAAAGAAAAAAAACCCUAACUAUUUAGAUCCUAAGUACCUAUAUAAGGUCUUUGAUUUGCCUCUUAGCCUGAAAAUCCUUAAGAAUUUACUCUAGUCCUACCCAACAAAGAUUGAGAACCCCUGAUCUCAGUCAUUAAUCACAAACUCAAAAUACCUAUCUUCAGAAGCCUGGCAGCUGAUGUAAAUAAGUGGCAUCAGAUGUAGGGAAGUAAUGAGUUAGAGCCCCUGUUGUCUAGAAACAUUUAAACUCUUUUGAAACUCAAAUACUGUACAGUAAUGUGCUGGGUCAUGGUUUAUAUUAUAAAUAAUGUUCUUAUAUGUGUAAAGUGGAAAGACUCGCUUCCAUGCAGGCAUCCUUUAAUUAGAGAACAUACUCUAUACAUAAAAUAGAAUACUUAAGUGCUUCAGUUAAUAUUUAGCCCUUUCCCUUCUCACCCCGGGUAAGUGAGCAUAUAAUUACUUCACUGUUUAAAUCUAGGCCCACCUAAACUUUUAUAUAUGAUAUGUACAAAUGAACUCUUGAUUAAUCCACUAGAAAAUGUUACCUAGAAAGCUGAUUAGAUACAAUUUUUUAAUUCUCUUUUUUGACAGUUUUCUGCCACCUUAAUUUUAAAAUUAUUUUCUGAUAACCUAGUGACUGUCAAAGGCAGCUUCUAAGAGAAGCUCUGAGAUGACAUAUGAUUGGAAUCAAGGAAUACUAAACAAUAAUUCAUCCUGUUAUGUAAGUGUAUUCCAUAGCAUUAAUAUCUGCUUGAGAGGAGUACAGGCAUUAGGAAAAGCAUUUUCCACAUAAUGCAUUUCUCAGAACUUCUCUCAGGAAAUCAACAUAUCCUUGAGUUGAUGUUAUUUAUGCUCCAUAAAAGAUCUAGAUACUUGCUCUGUAAAAUUUCCUGAAAGUCAUAAAGUUGGACUACCUAGAUCUGGUUUUAGUGUAGCUGUUCUUAAGUCUGUUUGGCAGUCAUCUCUGGCAUGGAAUGUGGAGCCUGAACCCUUGGAUUCAAAUCCCAGCUCUGCUAUUUUUAAACUGCAUUGACUCCUGGAAAGUUACAUACUCAACCUCUGCUUCUCAAUCUGUUAAAGUAGGGAAAAUAACAGCAGUACUGUUGUAAGGAUAAGAAUAAUAGGGCUGGGGAUUUAGCUCAGCGGCAAAAGCGCCUGCCUGGCAAGCGCAAGGUCGUGAGUUCGGUUCCUGGUACCGGAGAAAAAACAAAAACAACAACAACAACAAAAAAGAAUAAUACACAAAGCAUGAAUCAAGUGCCUGGCGCAUAGGUAAACAGUCGUUGUUAAAUAUUCUUUCUGAACUAGUGUUAUAAGAUGUUAAGACUUGAUCGUGUAGAUGAAAAACUGGUAUAGUUUUUGUCACUUAGAGGGUGGGAAAUAAGCACAUCAACUAAGAAUAUUUCUGUUGUCAUUCGGUACUCUCAUUUCAUUCAAUAUAUUAGCAUUCACAUAACAGUUCUACAGUGAAUUCAAAGUAAGUACUGAAAGCCUUCAAAACAUAAAGUUCAUUUUCUUUAAAUACAUUAUUUUUGCAGUUGAACAUUGCAAAGCCUCAACUGUAAGUUCAACAUUCUCACUAUUUGAACAGAUUUAUACAUUGUAUUUAAAAAUUUAAAUCCUCAAUUGAGGAAUACUUAGAUUUUAAGGAAGAAGAUUUGCAUCCUGGUAGAGUAUACCUAGAACUGGACUUAGAUUAAAAACAAAUCUGUGUUCUAAUUCUGGUGUUUUACUAACUUGUGUGUAGGACUGUGGUCUAGUCAAUUAUUCAGUGCCUUGGUUUUCCCAUUUAACAAAGAAAUGUAAAGAUGAAGAUGUACUCCUAAAUGUCAUCUUUAUUUAAUAAAAUAAGAUGGAAUUUGUUA
Molecule: messenger RNA, 6176 nt
Organism: Chinchilla lanigera (long-tailed chinchilla)
Lineage: Eukaryota; Metazoa; Chordata; Mammalia; Rodentia; Chinchillidae
Gene: Trmt5
Product: tRNA methyltransferase 5
Exons: 5
Coding region: 470-1915 (481 amino acids)
Biological process (GO): tRNA N1-guanine methylation; mitochondrial tRNA methylation
Cellular component (GO): cytoplasm; mitochondrial matrix
Source: RefSeq, a predicted model, not a curated record